UGGAAGUCAUUCAUCAGGGUUCGGCGUUAGUCAUGGAUGACCCUUCAUUUAUCACUGAUCCGGUGCUGGAUAGACACAUAGCGCACUGAUUGGACGCAGCGGGGGGACCAGUAGCGCUUCACAUCCACCGCCGAGCUAGAUCCAGAGCUGAGGAAACACACUCUUGCGCGAAUUAUCUGUACUCUCGCAGCGCUUUCAGUUAGGCUUGCACGCGCGCACUCCCGGCUUUGUUGUAUCUCUGUGAGGAAACAGCGGCUGCUCGUGUAACUCCGUAUCUCGGUGUAUCCGGACGGUGUCGGCUGAUAUUCGGCGUAUACGCACAUCAGCGCUGGACACAUCGAUCACCCCCGACCGAUCUCCUCCGUUUGCUCUUGCAUUCAGAGAGUCUGAGUGAAUCUCGCGCUCUCCGGACUAUAUCGUUUGGACGGGAGUUGCUGUUUGAAGCGAGUUGAGGAGGACUUGUUUUGCAAGAAACAUCUCUCUGUUUUGUCUUUCCCUGAAGAAGUUGACCGUCGUUUAGUGAAGUUUUCUCAAUGGGAUGCUGAAACACAUCAACAGCAGGUAGACAACAGUAAGCUCACAGUCGGGUGGAGCCUGUGGCGAGCGAGCGCUCCGAUUGGUUGCCGCGUUGCGUUUCACCGCGUCAUGCGGGCAGGAUGGAUGUGAAAGAACGCAGGCCAUACUGCUCACUUACCAAGAGCAGGAGAGAGAAAGAGCGCCGCUACACGGGCUCAUCCGGCGACAGCGAGGACUGCCGCGUGCCCACCCAGAAGUCCUACAGCUCCAGCGAGACGCUCAAGGCCUUCGACCACGACUCCUCACGCCUUCUGUAUGGAGGCCAUGUCAAAGAGAUGGUCCACCGAGAGGCAGACGAGUACAGCCACCAAGGCUUCAUCAAAAUAUACAGCAGUCAAGGGCAGAACUUUAACCUGAGGCAGCUGGGAAUAUGUGAGCCAGCCACACGCCGUGGCCUGGCCUUCUGCGCAGAGAUGGGCCUCCCCCACCGCGGCUACUCCGUUGGCGCAGGCUCAGACGUGGACACUGAGAACGAGCGGGUGAUGUCACCGGAACGUGCCAUGCGCCUCUGGGGCAGGGGUGUGAAGUCUGGCCGCAACUCCUGCUUGUCCAGCCGCUCCAACUCAGUCCUGACCCUGACCGACACAGAGCACGAGAACAAAUCAGACAGUGAGAACGGUUCUCCCAUGCCAUCCUCUCUCUCCAGUCCAUCAGUCACUGAGCAUUCCCAUUCUCAACCACCCUCACCCAAUCUCCAUGACAACCAGAGUUCCGUCUUAAGUAAUGCCACCACGCAGGCAGUGCAGGACUCUGAUUCGGAAGAAGAGUACACUUCCGCUCUCUAUAGACCUGUAACGCAGCCUGCCCUCAGCCACAGCUGUAAUGAGCAACCGUCCAAUCAGCACCAGCAGGGCCAGUCCACGCUGCCACCGGUGCCGCCCCCGCACAAGCAGCAGCCGUUGGUGACGGCGCUGAACCACAACUCUCUGAGCAGCCGCAGGAACGUGAGCCCGGCCCCUCCGGCCGCCCUCCCCGCCGAACUGCAAACCACACCCGAGUCAGUGCCGCUGCAGGACAGCUGGGUCCUGGGCAGCAAUGUGCCGCUGGAGAGUAGGCACUUUCUCUUUAAGACAGGCACCGGCACCACUCCUCUGUUCAGCACGGCCACGCCAGGCUACACCAUGGCCACGGGGGCAGUCUACUCGCCCCCCACACGGCCCCUGCCCCGCAACACACUCUCCCGCAGCGCUUUCAAGUUCAAGAAAUCCUCUAAGUACUGCUCAUGGAGGUGCACGGCCCUCAGUGCCAUGGCUGUCUCCGUACUGCUCUCUGUACUGCUCUGUUACUGCAUUGCCAUGCAUCUCUUUGGAUUGAAUUGGCAGCUGCAAGAGACUGAGGGCUAUGCUUUUGAGAACGGCCAGGUCAAAUCUGACGCCACGGCAACCAACGCAGUUACUGCCCUGUCUACUGAGAACAGAGUUUACUUUCAAGAGAAUAACACCAUAGACACAGGUGAGGUGGAUGUGGGCCGUAGAGCAGUACAGGAUGUCCCUCCAGGAACUUUUUGGCGCUCUCAGCUCUUCAUUGACCAGCCACAGUCCCUCAAGUUCAACAUCUCUGUCCAGAGAGGCGCCCUGGUGGGAGUCUAUGGCCGGAAAGGCCUGCCGCCCACACACACUCAGUAUGACUUUGUGGAGCUGUUGGACGGCAGUCGUCUGAUAGCUAAAGAGAAGCGUGGACUGGUGGAGGUGGAAGGAGCAGCCAGAAAGGCUCGUGCGGUUAACGUUCAUGAGGCAGAGUUCAUCCGCUACCUGGACUCAGGCACCUGGCACCUCGCCUUUUACAAUGACGGCAAAAACACUGAGCAGGUCUCCUACAACACCAUCAUCAUAGAUACCCUCACAGAGUGUCCACACAAUUGCCAUGGCAACGGAGACUGUCGCUCGGGAACAUGCCAUUGUUUCCCAGGGUUCCUUGGGCCUGAUUGCUCACGAGCCGCUUGUCCAGUGCUGUGUAGUGGCAAUGGGCAGUACUCCAGGGGGCGCUGUCUUUGUUACAGCGGCUGGAAGGGGACAGAGUGUGACGUUCCUAGCAGCCAGUGCAUCGAUAUUCACUGCAGCGGACACGGAAUCUGCAUUAUGGGCACCUGCGCCUGCAACACAGGCUAUAAAGGAGACAACUGUGAAGAAGUGGAUUGCCUGGACCCCUCCUGUUCAUCUCACGGAGUGUGCAUUCACGGAGAGUGCCACUGCAAUCCAGGAUGGGGCGGCAACAACUGUGAGAUCCUGAAGACUAUGUGCCCAGACCAGUGCUCGGGACACGGAACCUACCAGACGGAGAGCGGCACCUGCACCUGUGAUACCAACUGGACUGGACCCGAUUGCUCCAUCGAGGUGUGUGCAGUGGACUGUGGCUCUCACGGUGUGUGUAUUGGAGGAAGCUGUCGCUGUGAAGAGGGCUGGACCGGUUCGGUAUGCGAUCUGAAAGCUUGUCACUCACGCUGCACUGAACACGGUACCUGCAAGGACGGCAAAUGCGAAUGUCACCAGGGCUGGACCGGUGAACAUUGCACCGUUGAGGGAUGCCCAGGUCUGUGCAACAGUAAUGGACGCUGCACGCUGGAUCAGAAUGGCUGGCAUUGUGUCUGCCAACCAGGCUGGAGAGGGGCCGGCUGUGACGUUGCCAUGGAGACUCUCUGUGCAGACGGCAAGGACAAUGAAGGAGAUGGCCUGGUGGACUGUAUGGAUCCGGACUGUUGCCUGCAGAGCUCGUGUCAGACUCAUCCCUUCUGCCGUGGCUCUCCUGACCCCAUCGACAUCAUUGGCCAGAACCAACCCGGAAGCCCACAGCAAGCCACCCAGUCAUUCUAUCAGCAAAUCAGCUUCCUCAUUGGCCCAGAGAGCACACAUGUCAUUAACGGAGACAACCCCUUUAACAGAAGCCUGGUGUCCAUUAUCAGAGGGCAGGUGCUCACUGCAGAUGGUACACCCCUGAUUGGAGUCAACGUGUCCUUUGUGCACUACCCAGACCACGGAUUCACCAUCACACGGCAGGAUGGCAUGUAUGACAUUCUGGCCAAUGGCGGAGCAUCACUAACGCUGAGCUUCGAGCGGGCGCCGUUUCUGACGCAAUUCCGUACAGUAUGGAUCCCGUGGAAUGUCUUCUACGUAAUGGACAUGCUGGUUAUGAAGAAAGAGGAAAACGACAUCCCCAGCUGCGACCUGAGUGGCUUCAUUCGACCCAGCCCUCUCAUUGUGGCCACACCACUCUCCACCUUCUUCCGAUCCUCGCCCGAAAAUGGCCCCAUCAUUCCAGAGACACAGGUUCUUCAGGAGGAGACGGCGAUUCCGGGUAGCGACCUGAACCUUAUGUAUCUGAGUUCGCGGGCGGCUGGCUACCGGCCAGUGCUCAAGGUGACCAUGACCCAAGCCACUAUCCCCUUUAACCUCAUGAAGGUGCAUCUGAUGGUGGCAGUGGUGGGACGUCUCUUUCAGAAGUGGUUCCCUGCAGAACCCAACCUGUCCUACACCUUCAUCUGGGAUAAAACAGAUGCAUACAACCAAAGAGUUUAUGGCCUAUCAGAGGCUGUGGUGUCUGUGGGAUUUGAGUAUGAGUCCUGUUUGGAUCUGAUCUUGUGGGAGAAAAGAACAGCCAUCCUCCAAGGUUAUGAACUCGACGCCUCAAGCAUGGGAGGAUGGACCCUAGACAAACACCACAUUUUAGAUGUUCAGAAUGGCAUCCUGUACAAAGGCAACGGUGAGAACGUCUUCAUCUCCCAGCAGCCUCCAGUGAUCAGCACCAUCAUGGGUAAUGGGCGCAGGCGCAGCAUCUCCUGCCCCAGCUGUAAUGGCCAGGCUGAUGGCAACAAACUGCUGGCUCCAGUGGCCCUCGCCUGUGGAUCUGAUGGCAGCCUGUUUGUCGGUGACUUCAACUACAUCAGACGCAUCUUUCCCUCGGGAAACGUUACCAGUGUUAUGGAGCUAAGAAAUAAAGAUUUCAGACAUAGCAACAAUCCUGCACAUAGAUACUUCCUAGCAACAGACCCGAUGACAGGUCAGCUGUAUGUUUCGGACACCAACUCACGACGGAUCUUUAGGCCGAAAGCCCUGACAGGAGCCAAAGAGCUGCUGCAGAACGCAGAGGUUGUGGCAGGGACCGGAGAGCAGUGUCUGCCAUUUGACGAGGCUCGAUGUGGGGAUGGAGGCAAGGCCACUGAGGCGCUACUGCUGGGACCCAAGGGCAUUGCUGUGGAUAAGAAUGGGUUCAUCUACUUUGUUGAUGGUACCAUGAUCAGGAAAGUAGACCGGAAUGGCAUCAUCUCAACAAUGCUGGGGUCUAAUGACCUCACAUCUGCUCGGCCUCUGACCUGUGAUACUAGCAUGCAUAUUGGACAGGUGCGUUUAGAGUGGCCUACAGACCUGGCCAUCAACCCUAUGGACAACUCUAUCUAUGUGCUUGACAACAACGUUGUACUACAGAUAACCGAGAACAGGCAGGUGCGCAUUGUGGCGGGCAGACCUAUGCAUUGCCAGGUGCCAGGCAUCGAGUAUACCAUGGGAAAGCGUGCCAUCCAGACCACUCUAGAAGGUGCAACAGCCAUCGCUCUCUCCUACAGCGGUGUGCUCUAUAUUGCCGAGACGGAUGAAAAGAAGAUUAACCGCAUCAGACAAGUCAGCACGGAUGGCGAGAUUUCUCACUUGGCAGGAGCACCCUCUGACUGCGACUGCAAGAAUGACGCUAACUGUGACUGUUACCAGACAGGCGAUGGGUAUGCCAAAGACGCAAGGCUAAAUACUCCUUCCUCUCUGGUGGUCUCUCCUAAUGGAACGCUCUAUGUAGCUGACCUGGGAAACAUUAGAAUCCGUGCCAUACGUCACAAUCGACCUCCACAAGGCUCUUUGGGUCUUUAUGAAGUUGCAUCACCUGCUUCUCAAGAACUCUAUGUGUUUGACUCCAAUGGAACGCAUCAAUAUACUAUGAGCUUGGUCACUGGUGACUACAAAUACAACUUCAGCUAUAGCAAUGAAGAUGAUAUCACUGCUGUAACAGAUAGCAGUGGAAAUACGCUCCGGGUUCGUCGUGACCCCAAUCGAAUGCCAGUGCGUAUUGUUGCCCCUGACAACCAGGUUAUUUGGUUGACAAUUGGUACAAAUGGAGGGCUUAAGACUCUCACAGCACAGGGGCAGGAGUUGGUGCUCUUCACCUACCAUGGUAACAGCGGCCUGCUAGCCACCAAGAGCAUCCAAAUUGGCUGGACCACAUUUUAUGACUAUGACAGCGAGGGACGUCUGACAAAUGUGACAUUCCCCACUGGGGUUAUCACCAGUCUAAUUGGGGAGAUGGACAGAGCCCUAACAGUGGACAUUGAGACCUCAGGACGAGAUGACGAUGUCAGCAUCACCACCAACCUCUCUUCCAUUGAUUCUUUUUACACAUUAGUUCAAGUAAAGGUCAACGGUAGAAACCUGCUGUCUGUGGAUUAUGACCGCUCACUGCGCACAGAGAAAAUAUAUGACGAUCAUCGAAAGUUCCUUCUGAAGAUUGUGUAUGAUGCCUCUGGUCAUCCUACACUGUGGGUGCCCAGCAGUAAGCUGAUGUCUGUCAACCUCACCUAUUCCGGCACUGGUCAGGUCACAAGCAUUCAGAGAGGUCCCACAGUCGAGAGGGUAGAAUAUGAUAGCCAGGGACGCAUAGUCUCCAGGACCUUUGCCGACGGCAAAACCUGGAGUUACACCUAUUUGGACAAGUCUAUGGUGCUGCUUUUACACAGCCAGCGGCAGUACAUCUUUGAUUAUGAUCUGCAGGAUCGACUCUCCGCCAUCACUAUGCCAAGUGUGGCCCGUCACACCAUGCAAACUAUCCGCUCUGUCGGCUACUACCGCAACAUCUACAAUCCACCUGAAAGUAAUGCUUCAGUUAUGGUGGACUACAGUGAGGACGGCCAGCUCUUGCGGGUGGCACACUUGGGCACUGGCCGACGUGUUCUUUAUAAGUAUCGGAGACAGAACAAGCUGUCUGAGAUCCUAUAUGACAGCACACGGGUCAGCUUCACCUAUGAUGAGACAGCAGGUGUGCUGAAAACUGUCAACCUACAGAGUGAGGGUUUCAUUUGUUCUAUCAGAUAUCGGCAGAUAGGUCCACUGGUGGACAGGCAGAUAUUCCGCUUCAGUGAGGACGGCAUGGUCAAUGCUCGCUUUGACUACACCUAUGACAAUAGCUUCCGAGUCACCAGCAUGCAAGGAGUCAUCAACGAGACCCCACUUCCUAUAGAUCUUUAUCAGUUUGACGACAUUUCCGGCAAGGUUGAGCAGUUUGGGAAAUUCGGCGUCAUCUAUUACGACAUUAACCAGAUCAUAUCAACAGCUGUCAUGACCUAUACAAAGCACUUUGACGUCCAUGGCCGCAUCAAGGAGAUCCAAUACGAGAUAUUCCGCUCCCUCAUGUACUGGAUCACUAUCCAGUAUGACAACAUGGGCCGUGUCACCAAAAGAGAAAUAAAGAUCGGCCCUUUUGCCAACACUACCAAAUAUGGCUAUGAAUAUGAUGUGGACGGGCAGCUGCAGACAGUCUACCUGAAUGAGAAAAUGAUGUGGCGGUAUAAUUACGACCUGAACGGCAACCUACACCUGCUGAACCCUGGCAACAGUGCACGACUCACUCCCCUCCGCUAUGACUUACGGGACCGCAUCACACGACUUGGCGACGUGCAAUAUCGUAUGGACGAAGAUGGUUUUCUGCGCCAAAGGGGUACGGAGAUCUUUGAGUACAACUCCAAGGGCCUCUUGGUUCGGGUGCAUAGUAAAGCCAGUGGCUGGACCAUCCAGUACCGCUAUGAUGGGCUAGGAAGACGCCUGGCCUCUCGCAACAGUCUGGGCCAGCACCUUCAGUUCUUCUAUGCGGACCUCAACUACCCAACACGCAUUACCCAUGUCUACAACCACUCCAGCUCUGAAAUCACCUCACUCUACUAUGACCUACAAGGCCAUCUGUUUGCCAUGGAAAUUAGCAGUGGUGAGGAGUUUUACAUUGCUUGUGACAACACAGGAACACCACUGGCAGUCUUCAGCAGCAAUGGGCUUCUCCUCAAGCAGGUGCAAUAUACUGCUUAUGGAGAGAUCUAUUUUGACUCUAACCCUGACUUUCAAUUGGUUAUUGGAUUCCAUGGUGGCCUAUAUGACCCUUUAACAAGAUUGCUGCACUUUGGAGAGCGGGACUAUGACAUUCAAGCUGGCCGUUGGACCACCCCAGAUAUAAGCACCUGGACCAGGGUGGGCAAGGACCCAGCUCCCUUCAACUUGUAUAUGUUCUGCAAUAAUAAUCCCAUCAGCAAGGUGCAUGAGGUCAAGGAGUAUGUCACAGACAGCCUGUGA
Messenger RNA from Sinocyclocheilus grahami, 7886 nucleotides. RefSeq names its product teneurin-3-like. Lineage: Eukaryota; Metazoa; Chordata; Actinopteri; Cypriniformes; Cyprinidae. Gene Ontology annotation, biological process: neuron development; signal transduction; heterophilic cell-cell adhesion. The record is from RefSeq and is a predicted model, not a curated record. Gene Ontology annotation, cellular component: neuron projection; membrane. Gene Ontology annotation, molecular function: protein heterodimerization activity; protein homodimerization activity; cell adhesion molecule binding. Bases 657 to 7886 code for a protein of 2409 amino acids. The transcript has 29 exons.